UCUUGUCAGGGAAGAUGUGGUGAAAAAUAUAACAAGAAAAAUACAUGCCACUGCAAUAAAAAGUGUUCUAAAUUCAACAACUGCUGUACUGACUAUGAUGAAUUAUGCAGUGGAGACAGAUACUCUUGUCAGGGAAGAUGUGGUGAAAAAUAUAACAAGAAAAAUACAUGCCACUGCAAUAAAAAGUGUGCUAAAUUCAACAACUGCUGUACUGACUAUGGUGAACUAUGCAGUGGAGAUACCAGCAGUAAUGAUGCUGACAUCAGUAGUGAAGAGAUAAAGGCAAUAUCAGAAAAGUUGUAUCAAUCAGACAGUAACAAAGCAGAGGAUUCAGAUAUCAUAUUGAACAAACAGGAAAUGGUAGAGAAAGAUACGACUAGAGAAGACCUCUGUGAUGAACCGUUGUACAAGUAUGUGAAUGAAGCCUUGUUUGAAAAACCAACCUAUGCCGCAUUCAUAAAACUGAUGGACAAUUAUGACAGGAAGACGGGGAUAGAUGAAACCUUCAGCCCAGAGGAGGUUAAAGAGCAGCAACAUUUCUUGCAGGAAGUGAUGAAGACAAAACCUAUGAACGAACUUUAUAACUUUUGCAAUCAGAAAGGCCUAUACAUGUCAGAAGAGGAGUUUGCUGAUGACCUGCAGAAGAUGUGGUUUGGACUUUAUUCCAGGUCCUCUGGAGAAACAGACUCAAGUGGAUUUGAGCACGUGUUUGUGGGUGAAGUAAAGAAAGGCAAAGUGUCUGGAUUCCAUAGUUGGAUCAGGUUUUAUCAUUUAGAGAAGAAAGGACUGUUGAAUUAUUUCAGCCACAACUUUGAUGGACCGUGGACAAGCUAUCCUGAUGUGCUGGGUAAGCAGUUUCAUUGGGAUGGUUACUUAAAAGAGGUCGGCUCGCAGUUCAUUGGAUCAAGCCCUGAAUUUGACUUUGCGAUGUAUAGCUUGUGCUUCAUUGCUCGUCCUGGAAAAAAGUGUAGAAUCUCUAUGGAUGGGCAUGAAAUGUCCAUUCAAACAUAUGAAUGGACCAAGAACACCUAUGGAAAUGGCAAGCGGUACAUCGCCACAGCCUACCCCGAGGUUUAA
Molecule: messenger RNA, 1077 nt
Organism: Staurois parvus
Lineage: Eukaryota; Metazoa; Chordata; Amphibia; Anura; Ranidae
Source: the annotation of a GenBank genome assembly